CCUUCGGCUGCUUCGCCACCUGCCAGGUGGACAGAGCUCUCCAGCUCCAUCACUGCAGCCAGCGCACGCGUGGUGAGUGGAACCGCAGGCAGGGGGCGGCAACAUGGCGGUGACAGCGGCACAGACGUGGGAGACACGCAUUUAAGAGAGCGGCACUCUCUCACAUACACACACACACAGCUUUGUGCACACAUCGCUGGUCGCUCUGCUCAGUUAACAAAACACACCGGACUCUCUCACCGGAACUCUCGGGAGUGGAUUUUACUGACAGAGAGUGAUUUCUUGUUUGUGUUUUCUGUUCGCGAGUGUUCUCCUCUCUCAUUUAUUCUUAUUUUUUUUAAAUUUUUUGGUGCUCCAGAGCUGUGAUUGGAUUUAUUGCCAGGAGAAAGCGUGUAACUGGAGUCUGAAGCCGCCCGGUCCGGGUGGAAAUGACAAGCGAGAGACCGGUGACAAUGCCGGGCUCGAUGUCGCUCUCGGACCGACAUCCUCCUCCCGGUCAGAGGCAACUCGCGGCUGCAGUCUCCGCUGCCGCCGGUGAGACAACGAUGAUGUCCGGCUCAGGUUCAAUGGUGUUCCCGGCUGGGAUUAUCAAUCCAUCGGUCCCGAUCCGGAAUAUCCGAAUGAAAUUUGCUGUUGUCAUCGGACUGAUCCAGGUUGGAGAGGUUAACAACCGGGAUAUUGUUGAAACGGUGCUGAAUUUGUUGGUGGGUGGUGAGUUCGACCUGGAGACAAACUUCAUUAUCCAGGAUGCAGAAGGCAUCGGCUGCAUGGUGGAGCUGUUGGGGCACUGUGACAUCACCUGCCAGGCUGAAAUCUGGAGCAUGUUCACCGCCAUCCUGCGAAAAAGUGUUCGAAAUCUGCAAACCAGCACUGAGGUGGGCCUCAUCCAGCAGGUGCUGCUCAAAAUGAGCUCGGUGGAUGACAUGAUAGCAGGUAUGAUAAUGGUAGCAGUGGUAGAGCAUGUGUUUUCAUUUUCAGAGGGAUUGUUAUCUUGGUAAUGUCCGGCAAGUGGCGUAUGGGUUAUGCCUUCUUGUAUGUUUUAUUUUCAUUGUCAUCCCCUUUAAUUCUGUCAGCAAUAGAGUGCUGCAGGGAUAAUGCAUAUUUGUAGGCCAAUCUGGAAGUUAGCGGCAUCUUGAGUCCCUUCACAAAAAGCAAAUGGUAUUUGUCCAUUGGAUUAUUGCAGAAAAUAACCUCUGCGGCAAACAAACAUUUAUGAUACUUACAUUUGUUCUGCAAAAUAAUCUUCACAAAGGAAUACCCCUUGUGACUUUAUGGUUUUUGAAGCGUGAUUGCCAGAAGUAAAGCGCUAACGACAGGCUAUAAACAAACUAGACCAGUAGGGUUGAUGUGUUCUGUGUGAUGAUGGUCUGUAGGAUCAUUGAGCCACUUGUUAGCAACAGCUUUUUUAAAGACAUGUAGAAGCUUGAAAAUUCACAAGGGGGGAAUAUUGUAGAAGAAAACGUUGAAACCUCGUAGGCCUGGGUGAACCACAGACUGUAUUUCAGGCAUCUAACCAAAAACACAUUCAAAAAAACAAUAACAAUUGGAAGUGUAAAAAAAUGUUGACUCAUUUCUGGGUUUCAGGACUCAUUCCUGCACCAUUCUAUUAAUUCAGACAAUUCUUUGAGACAUCAACUAUUGCAGAAAGUCAAUGUUCUUCGGGGUAAAUCUUGAUUAAAAUUGAAUUCAAACAAUUGUACUGUACUUAAUAAUUGGUAUUAGGAAAAAGUCUUUGCUUUACAAAAAUAUUACAAUUUUACAUAUUGGAGCCAGAAUAUUUUAGAUAUAUUUCCCCUCUAGUAGCAAAGCCUCAUGAUGCUCUUUAGACAAAUAGGUAUUCAUUUAUUAAGAAAUGAGUGAUCAUCCAGAGUUUGAUUGCUGGGUAGUUGUCCCUGUGUACUAUUUAAGUCCUGAACUUUUGUCUAUGAACAUUGCAGUCUGUAGGGAAUACUACCUUUUACUCUUACCUUUCUGGAAUGAGCCCCUCACAUCUGUAUUUAGGUCACUGUGGGGCUCUCUGUGGAGGUCAGUGUCACUUUGAUAUUUUUAACAAAUUAUAUCCAUACCUUGUGUAAGUUCUAAAUAUUGUUUCAGCUGAUGAUGAAAUGUAAAUGCGUUUUCCCUGCGGUAAGUUCAACAAUGUACCAGUUAGACAUCACUAUGAUUUACAAGUCAGUUUCCAUGUAAUUGUAGUGGAAGUGCUUCUGUGU
Anarrhichthys ocellatus (wolf-eel) is the source of this 2210-nucleotide messenger RNA. Its product is annotated as neurobeachin-like. The record is from RefSeq and is a predicted model, not a curated record. Gene Ontology annotation, biological process: intracellular protein localization. Gene Ontology annotation, molecular function: protein kinase binding. Lineage: Eukaryota; Metazoa; Chordata; Actinopteri; Perciformes; Anarhichadidae. The coding region runs from base 429 to 998 and encodes 189 amino acids. The transcript has 2 exons. Gene Ontology annotation, cellular component: cytosol; membrane.